This is a messenger RNA of Erythranthe guttata (spotted monkey flower), 2834 nucleotides long. The record is from RefSeq and is a predicted model, not a curated record. NCBI's taxonomy places the organism in Eukaryota, Viridiplantae, Streptophyta, Magnoliopsida, Lamiales, Phrymaceae.
UUUGCAUUUGGUUAUUAGUCGCCUAUGAUUCAGAAUCUCUCUCUCUCUCUCUGGAUAAGGCGAAAAAGUUGAGUAGUUGUCUGCCGCCGUAUUCUCCACCGCCGGCCGCCGCUGAAGGUUUUUGAUAUGAUAGGAUAACCGAUUAUAUCAAGUACCAAGGUUGCCAAUGCAUUUUGGGCUCACCGCAUCCACCACAUUUCCUACUACUAACACUAAACCUCAUCGUCAUCAUGUGUUAUGUUCUGAUGGGUAUAGAAUUACACAUUCCUCUUCCAAAACCAUGGCGAUUCAUGUUGGUGGUGCGAAAUGGCGCCGCCCAUCAUCAACCCGUGUAAAUUAUUCUUUUCUAUUGUACCACCCCUAUAAUUACUCUGCCUCCGACCGCCGUACAAGUUUUGGGCUUCGCCAUUUUCAUUUUCAUACUAAUAGAAAAAAUCAUCUCUGCAACGUCAAGAGGGAUGAAUUUGAUGAUCAAUCUCAAUCUCAAUCCCAACCCCAAUCUGUUAAUGAUGAUGACGAUGAUGACCAAUCGCCACAAUUACUGCAAUUUGGGGAUUCUGCCAUUUUAUCUGCUUGUUUCGUUGGCCUACUCACCGGCUUUGCUGUUGUCCUCUUCAAUUACACGGUACAUGAAAUACGAGACUUGUGCUGGGGUGGAUUCCCAGAUCUAGGUGCCUCAUGGUUAAGAGAGCAACCCAUUGAAGCAAAAUGGGGUCGUAUAAUCCUAGUUCCUGCUUGUGGAGGCCUGGUAGUUAGUUUCUUGAACGUGUUUCGAAGUGCUAUAGAGGAUUCAACGGGUGAAACUGUGAUGCCUGGAAUCAAAUCUGCACUAAAACCAAUUUUGAAAACUUUGGCUGCUUGCGUCACGUUGGGAACGGGGAACGCAUUAGGGCCAGAAGGACCGAGUGUCGAGAUUGGCGUCUCCGUAGCCAAAGGAGUAGGCAGUUUUUUGGAUAAAGGAGCUCAAAGAAAGCUGUCACUCAGGGCUGCAGGGUCAGCUGCUGGAAUUUCUUCUGGAUUCAAUGCUGCCGUUGCUGGUUGUUUUUUCGCUGUGGAGUCAGUCCUGUGGCCAUCACCUGCAGAGUCAUCCUUAUCAUUGACAAAUACAACUUCAAUGGUCAUUCUGAGUGCUGUAAUAGCUUCUGUCAUAUCAGAGAUUGGUUUGGGUUCUGAACCAGCUUUUGCUGUUCCAGUCUAUGAUUUUCGCUCUCCAAGUGAACUGCCACUCUAUCUUUUGCUGGGCAUACUAUGUGGCAUUGUUUCUCUUGGCUUAUCAAGGUCUACAUCUUUUAUGCUGGCUCUCUUUGAUAAUAUUCAAAAAAUUGGGGUACCGAAAGCAGCAUUUCCCGUACUUGGUGGUUUGUCUGUUGGAAUAAUGGCCCUAGCAUAUCCUGAGAUUUUGUACUGGGGAUUCCAGAAUGUUGACACUUUGUUGGAAUCUCUCCCUUCUACAAACAGCCUUUCUGCUGGUCUUUUGCUUCAGCUGGUGGCUGUGAAAAUAGUUGCAACUUCAUUAUGCAGAGCUUCGGGAUUGGUUGGAGGUUACUAUGCUCCAUCUUUAUUUAUUGGUGCUGGUACAGGAAUGGCUUAUGGGAAAAUUGUUGGUUAUUUGAUUUCCAUAUCCAAUCCAAUCUUUCAUCUUUCUGUCUUGGAAGUUGCUUCACCUCAAGCAUAUGGCCUGGUUGGUAUGGCUGCUACUCUAGCUGGGGUGUGCCAGGUACCCCUCACGGCAGUUUUGCUUCUUUUUGAACUAACACAAGAUUAUCGAAUUGUUCUGCCACUUUUGGGAGCUGUGGGACUCUCUUCAUGGGUUACAUCUGACAAGACAAGGAAAAGAGUCACUGAUAAAACCAGCAAAACGAAAGACCAAAACGUUGUAGCAACUUCACCAGAGAGAUAUUCUUACGACUCCACUGUUAACUCUACUUCUCCUAAUGUCAAGGAACCAAACGGUAGUAGCCUUUGUGAACUCGAGAGUUCACUCUGUCUGAAUGAUGAAUCUGAAGAUGAAGCGGAUGACCUGGCAAAUGAAAUCUUGGUUUCACAAGCAAUGAGAACAAAGUAUGUAACUACGCUGAUGAGCACUACUCUAACAGAUGUAGUGUUGCUCAUGCUGGAAGAGAAACAGUCAUGUGCAGUAAUAGUUGAUGAAAACAACUGGCUCGUUGGUCAGCUGACCCUCAGCGACAUUCAGCAGUUCAUUGCAUUGUCUAGGGAGAAAGAUAGGAAACCUCAGGUGCUUAGAGUAUCUGAACUGUGUUCGUCUUACGGCAGAAGAUGUGCUGUAUCCUGGACAGCGACACCAAACAUGAGCCUCUUUAAUGCUCUGAAUCUGAUGAAUAGAUAUGGUAUAAACCAACUCCCUGUCAUCUUGGAGGAUGGGGUUCGUGGAGGCUGUCCAGUUGGCCUCUUAGACAGAGAAUCCAUUGAUCUUGCUUGCAGAGCAUUUGCAAUCCAGGAGGGCCUCAGCUGGUUUUUGGUACAGGAGAAGUUCAAGAUUUGAGGAUGCGUGAAUACACUCUUUACCAUCUUCAAUGAAUCUGUUUGUAAAAUCAUUGGCCAAUGGAUACCAUUUAGCAUCAGUUCCCAAAUAAUCCAGAAUGGAACUUUGCUAUAUGGUAAUGAAGAUCAAGCACUUGGCUCAAUGUUUUACCAAUCAAUUUAACAUCACAGAAAAUUGACAAUUUUCGAUGUAUAGAUAGAUAGAUAUAUGGCAUGUGUCCUGUUGCAACAAAUUUUUUUAUCAUUGUUGUCUUUAUGUAAACAGAAAUGAUUGUUCUUGUGAAUUUGUACAGAACCAUUUGUCAUAUUAUUAUAUUUUUCCCAAUUCUUUA